AUGGCGGGUCCAAACCCACCAUAUUACAAUUCAACUUCCAAAUCCACCACUAUCAACCCUCACUGGAAAAAAACCAAGCUUUAUUCACUUGCUCUCAUCACUGGACUGUGUUCCCUCGCGUACCUCCUUGGCGUCUGGCAACAUGGCGGCGGCUCCAUCACAUCCAUCACCGCCAACCUUGGUGCCUCCAUCCCAUGUACCAUUUCCACCAAGAACUCUACCAAAACCCCUACAACCACAACAUCAAUAUCAACCUCCACACAACCCCUAGACUUCGCCACCCACCACUCCCUCGAUGACGGCGGUGCUGUCUCACUUCCCGACGAGAUCAUCAAAACCUACCCACCUUGUGACGUGAAGUACAGCGAAUACACACCAUGUGAGGACCCAGAAAGAUCUCUGAAGUUUAACAGACGCCGGUUGAAAUACAGAGAGAGGCAUUGCCCUGAGAAGGGUGAACUACUGAAGUGCCGUGUACCUGCGCCUCACGGUUACAUGAACCCAUUCAAAUGGCCAAUGAGCAGGGAUCUGGUGUGGUAUGCCAAUGUACCACACAAGGAAUUGACGGUGGAGAAAGCGGUUCAGAACUGGAUUAGAUAUGAAGAGGACCGGUUCAGAUUCCCUGGUGGUGGGACCAUGUUCCCCAACGGUGCUGAUGCCUACAUCGAUGAUAUUGGCAAGUUGAUCAAUCUCAAAGAUGGGUCUAUUCGGACCGCCAUUGAUACUGGUUGUGGG
Molecule: messenger RNA, 735 nt
Organism: Ilex paraguariensis (yerba mate)
Lineage: Eukaryota; Viridiplantae; Streptophyta; Magnoliopsida; Aquifoliales; Aquifoliaceae
Source: the annotation of a GenBank genome assembly